AUGAAAAGAUAAUUAGUAAGUUUUGUGGCUCGUUUUGUAAAACAACAUCCUUAUUUACAAGUUAAGACAUCUUUUUGCUAACAUGAACACGUAAGUUGUAUUUAAAGAGUUAGGGUUGCUUGUAUAAUGUUUUAGAGGGAUUAGUGAGAUCUUUUGGUAUAGCAUAUACUAUGAAGGCCCUUUUUGGUUUGAUUUCUGCUUUGUUAUCUAAAAAUAAGAAAAUUAGCAAAGGAAAUUUAAUUUUAGAAGCAUUUUUUGGAAUAGAUACAUUGAAAUUUGCAUCAUUUCCAACUGUUUAUUCAUUAAUACAAAAAACUAUAAUUUGUGGAUGUAGACAUAUAACACAGCAAGAUCUUAAAAUUAUGUCUUUUGUGUCAGGAUUUAGUGCUGGAUUUGUGAGCUUAAGUUUAAUCGAAGAAAGUAAGAGAAAGAAUUGGGCUUUGUAUUUGCUGACAAGAUCAAUGGAUACUAUGUUUAAUUCAUUAAUAAAUAAAAACAUAGUUGCAAAACGAAGCUAUUAUUACAUUAUAUUUAUGGGUAUUUUGAGAUAUAAGAUAAAUAGCAAUUGAGGUGUUGGUGACAGCUUAUGCAUUUGGUUGCGAAAAUGAUUGUUUAGAAGAUUAUAUGUUGAAAUUUUAUGCUAGAUUUGGUAAUGAAAAUCAAUGUGAAUUGGAUGAAAGGNAUAAAAUGAAUGUAAUUAAUAUUUUAAACAUAGUAUUCAUUCAUUUUAUCCCUUAAAAGCUUAGGAUAAAGAAUGUUCUUCAUCAAUUAAUUAGAUGAAAUUUAUCAAAAUACCCAAAAAUAAUUUUACAAAAAUUUAUCUUAAAUAUUUUUGAGUUUAUUUUUCUCCUCAAAUACUUUCAUAAGUUUAUUAACUGAAGUUAUAUUAUAAUUAUAUAAUACUUAUGUAACUAAAUAUUAUUUUUAAUAAAGAUUGACACUAGUUUAGAAAGAUAAUUAAUAAUAGUAAAGAACAAUAAAUCAUAAUAUUUCAUAAAGUGUUCCAUAGACAGGAAUGAAGCAAAAUAAAUUUUAUAGUAAUUAGGAGCUAAAAACAAAAAUGAGUGAAUAAUAGUAUAUAGAAAUUUCAUAUUGAAGAACAUUAGAUGAGAAAUUUGUAAAAGAAAAUGGAGACUUUGGAUAUCAGGAUAGCAAAUAACAGUUAUUUUAAUAAUAAAACUAUAGAUUUCCAUCUCUUAUUGGAGACUAAAAUAAGCUGGUAGUCGUACAAAUCCAUAGAAGUAAAUUGAAGAAAAUGACUUCCCAAUAAGUCGAGUAAUUACUGAAUAAAGUAUGA
Messenger RNA from Paramecium primaurelia, 1297 nucleotides. The record is from the annotation of a GenBank genome assembly. Lineage: Eukaryota; Ciliophora; Oligohymenophorea; Peniculida; Parameciidae.